AUGGAGCAUCUUUUGAAGAAGAUAUUUGCUAUCUCUGAGAACAUACUUCUAAUCAUUUUAUUCUUUGAAUUAAUAAUUGGACUUAUAGGAAAUGGAUUCACAGCCUUGGUGCACUGCAUGGAUUGGGUUAAGAGAAAAAAAAUGUCAUUAGUUAAUCAAAUCCUCACUGCUUUGGCAACUUCCAGAAUUUUCCUGCUCUUGUUCAUGGUAGUAGGUUUACAAAUUACCUCAUUGAACCCAUAUUUAGUUACUACUAGAUUGAUGAUACAGUUCACUAGUAAUCUAUGGACUAUAGCUAACCAUAUUAGCAUCUGGCUUGCUACAUGCCUCAGUGUCUUUUAUUUUCUCAAGAUUGCCAAUUUUUCUAACUCUCCUUUUCUCUAUCUAAAGGGGAGAGUUAAAAAAGUAGUUUCAGUUACAUUACUGGUGUCUCUGGUCUUCUUGUUUUUAAAUAUUUUACUACUUAAUUUGGAAAUUAACAUUUGUAUAAAUGGAUAUCAUCAAAUAAACAUAUCAUACAUCUUCAUUUCUUAUUACCAUUUAAACUGUCAAAUUCAGGUGUUAGGAAGUCACAUUAUUUUCCUGUUUGUCCCUGUUAUUUUGUCCCUGUCAACUUUUCUCCUGCUCAUCUUCUCCCUGUGGAAACAUCACAAGAGGAUGCAGCAGCAUGUUCAGGAAUGCAAAGAUGUCAGAACCACAGCCCACUUCAAAGCCUUGCAAACUGUGAUUGCCUUUCUCCUACUGUACUCCAUUUUUAUCCUGUCACUGUUACUACAAUUUUGGAUCCAUGAAUUAAGGAAGAAACCUCCUUUCAUUGUAUUUUGUCACAUUGUAUAUGUAGCUUUUCCUUCGUUCCAUUCAUAUGCCUUGAUUCUGAGAGACAGGAAGCUGAGACAGGCCUCUCUCUCUGUGUUGUGGUGGCUGAAAUGCAGGCCAAAUUAG
This is a messenger RNA of Mus pahari (shrew mouse), 942 nucleotides long. RefSeq names its product taste receptor type 2 member 109. The coding region runs from base 1 to 942 and encodes 313 amino acids. Gene Ontology annotation, molecular function: bitter taste receptor activity; G protein-coupled receptor activity. Gene Ontology annotation, cellular component: membrane. The record is from RefSeq and is a predicted model, not a curated record. Lineage: Eukaryota; Metazoa; Chordata; Mammalia; Rodentia; Muridae. Gene Ontology annotation, biological process: G protein-coupled receptor signaling pathway; sensory perception of taste; detection of chemical stimulus involved in sensory perception of bitter taste. The transcript has a single exon.